Messenger RNA from Macroventuria anomochaeta, 756 nucleotides. Its product is annotated as DUF427-domain-containing protein. The record is from RefSeq and is a predicted model, not a curated record. The transcript has 3 exons. Lineage: Eukaryota; Fungi; Ascomycota; Dothideomycetes; Pleosporales; Didymellaceae. The coding region runs from base 1 to 756 and encodes 251 amino acids.
AUGGCGAACAACAGCGACCUCGUAAGGCUUGCACAAAAGCUUGCCUCAAAAGGCCCAUACAAAGUCGAGCAUACAGCACGUCGAGUACGAGCAUUAUUCAACGGUAAAUACGUCAUCGACACAAUACAAGCCUACCACGUCUGGGAGCAUCCAAACUUCCCCCAAUUCUACGUCCCAAGCUCCGCAAUCGUAAAUGCCACCGACCUGCGCAUGUCUCACAGCGCCAUCGAAGGGACCGACUCCCACGUCCACUUCGGGACUCUGACCAUUGGCCGACACUCCACUGACCGCAUCCUGAUCUUCAAAAACACCAUGAAUAACCUCAUAAAAUUCGAUUUCCAUGCCAUGGACCAGUGGUUCGAAGAAGACGUCCCCGUUUACGGACAUCCCAAGGACCCUUACAAACGCAUCGACAUCCUCCACUCGACGCGUAACGUCAAGGUAGGUAUUGACGGCGUGACACUUGCUGAGUCGUCAAGCCCGUCGUUUUUGUUGGAAACGACGCUGAGGACGAGGCAUUAUCUGCCGCCUACAAGUGUCAACUGGGAAUACCUGAGGAAAAGUGAUACGGAGACGCUUUGUCCGUAUAAGGGAAGAGCGAAUUACUAUCAUGUUGUGGUUGAUGGGAGAGAGUAUAGAGAUCUGGUGUGGUACUAUAGGUACCCUACGAGUGAGAGUGCACCGAUUGCUGGGUACAUGUGCUUCUACAACGAGAAAGUUGAUGUUUGGGUGGAUGGGAACAAGGAACAGCGAUAG